Messenger RNA from Laccaria bicolor S238N-H82, 903 nucleotides. Its product is annotated as 40S ribosomal protein S2. Gene Ontology annotation, biological process: translation. The transcript is spliced from 4 exons. NCBI's taxonomy places the organism in Eukaryota, Fungi, Basidiomycota, Agaricomycetes, Agaricales, Hydnangiaceae. The record is from RefSeq and is a predicted model, not a curated record. Gene Ontology annotation, molecular function: RNA binding; structural constituent of ribosome. Gene Ontology annotation, cellular component: ribosome; cytosolic small ribosomal subunit. The coding region runs from base 45 to 818 and encodes 257 amino acids.
CGAAGACAGCGAUCUCAACACUUACACUUCCGACGAUAACAAUUAUGGCUGACGCUGCACGAGGACGAGGUGGAUUUGGUCGUGGACGGGGUGACAGAGGCAGGGGUCGCAGAGGGCCCCGUCGCGGAGGUCGCAAAGAUGAAGACAAAGAAUGGGUCCCCGUCACGAAGCUUGGUCGUCUGGUGAAAGAUGGCAAAAUCAAAUCGAUGGAAGAAAUUUACCUUUUCUCCCUGCCCGUCAAAGAAUACCAAAUUAUCGACUUCUUCCUCCCCAAGCUGAAAGACGAAGUCAUGAAAAUCAUGCCUGUUCAAAAGCAAACUCGUGCCGGACAGCGAACCCGUUUCAAAGCUUUCGUAGCGAUUGGGGACUUUGAAGGUCAUGUUGGGCUUGGGGUUAAAUGUGCCAAGGAAGUUGCGACGGCAAUCCGUGGUGCUAUAAUUCUCGCAAAGCUAUCUGUCAUUCCCGUGCGGCGAGGAUAUUGGGGUGCGGCUCUUGGUGAACCCCACACUGUGCCUUCGAAGGUCAGCGGAAAAGUCGGCUCUGUCAUGUGCCGCCUGAUCCCCGCACCCCGUGGAACGGGUAUCGUCGCUGCCCCCGCCUCAAAACGUCUUCUUCAACUUGCUGGAGUGGAGGAUGUCUACACACAAUCCAAGGGUUCAACGGCCACGAUGGGCAACUUCUUGAAAGCCACUUUCGCUGCCAUCACCAAAACCUACGCCUUCUUGACACCCGAUUUAUGGAGGGAAAUCCCCGUGUCGAAACUGCCCUACGACGAACACAGUGCUCAUCUCCAGCUUCUUGGUAAAAAGGCUUAUUAGGUGAUUAUGAGCAUUGAAUUUCCUGUUUUACCCUGUAUCUUUUGAGGCACAUAUGAAAAGAUAAUGGUCCUUAAGCGCUCUGAAC